This is a messenger RNA of Penicillium olsonii, 2763 nucleotides long. NCBI's taxonomy places the organism in Eukaryota, Fungi, Ascomycota, Eurotiomycetes, Eurotiales, Aspergillaceae. The record is from the annotation of a GenBank genome assembly.
AUGGCUUUCGAGUUAUCCGAUGCGCAUGCCAUUCUGCUUGCGACAAAUAUAUGCGCUGGUGGUAGUGUAACGGACUUGCCUGCCCUACAGGCCCAAUAUCCUCAUUGUUUUCCCUUUGAGCGUCUCCUGCGCAUCGUCUUGACCUUCCUGCCCGAGAGCACGGAGCCUUCAAGCUACACCUCGGUGCUUCAAGAGCUGGAAAAAGGACCCACCUCGCCAAUAGAUCAACCUGUCGAUACCUCCGCUGUUCAAGAUCUGACAGAAUCGGUCGCUCGAAAGCGCGUGCGGAAGCUUAAUCUUCGCCCACUACAACGUCACGACGAGGAGGCCGAAGUCGCUUCAGCAGAUCCCUUGACCCAAUUCCUGAUUCACCGGGCGUACUUGAUCGACUCCGAGACAGCACUACAGCCUCUGGUCCUCGAACUCCUCCUACCCUUCUACGAACGUUCCUCAGUCAUUCGAACAUGGCUGAUUUCCAGCCUAUUACCACUGCUUCGACUCAACUACGAAUUAUACGCGAAUCGGGAAGAGAACAUAUCAUUUGAAGUUCUGGAGUCGAUGGAUGAUCAGACCGCAAUCAACAUACUAUUGUCCUUGAUCAGUGACGAGGAAAACAACAUGGAUUUGGUCAAUAAUUUGAAAGGUCUCAUUGGACCUUGGCUGUAUGGUGGCAGCAGGUCCAAGCGGCGGAGACUGAAUGAGGUCGCGCAACAGAAUUCGGUCUCUUUUAUCCAAGGGUCGGAGAAACCUCAACCCACUGAACUGGCGGGGUGGGAGCAUGUCAAUGAAUGGCUAGUGUCGCGAAGCCUCGUGGAUCAUGAAAGUGUUGUUAAUGCUUUCAAACACUGGGAUGGUCCAUCAGAUGUCGAUUUGGGGGGAUACGACGACCCCGCAAAACGAUUAGCGGACGACAAGGCGAGAGAAUUGCAGGUCCGGUAUGGUCAAUCUGGUCUUGCCGUGGUGUAUGCCCAUGCAGAUUCCUCGCCGGCUGUUCUUGAUGGUUCGUUUGAAGUGCUGAACAGGGUCGCAAAGCUACUUGGCCUUGAAGAUAGCCUGUACCUGAGCACCGACUCCGAACUCCACUCUGUGCACUAUGACACCGAGCCAGUAUCCUCGACUUCCAGAGCAUCGCUUCUGCAGAACUCCCUUCUAAGACCGACAAAUCCCCUCACCAAACCUUCGCCCUCAUCCGUCUCGUUUCUCAGCGCUCUGCUCAUCUCUCUGCGUAUUUUGACAGAACUAGGUCACCUCGUGCCCUGUCGAGUUGCAGCAAACAUAUGCUUGCACAGCAGCCAGGAAAUGCAAUUGGCAGAACUCAAAAGUGUUGUCGAAUCCACUGUGAAACAGCCAAGGCCAUCUCAAGAUUGGCCGAUGGUCCGGCAAAGAUUACUUUGGCUUCGAGACUGGCAGUCUGAGGAACCAGAAAGCGCGUGGGAUGAAGGUUCUUCGCCCUAUCACGGACUUUUCUGGAGAGUUCCGCGGGAGAUCGUCGAAACAGAGAUCUUAAAGGCCAUGCUGGCAGCCAAAGAGUACCAGUUGGCUGUCGACUUAUACAAGAAUCCGCAAACAGCACCGCUCCAUCCUUCUCAGGUAGAAGCGGCUGUCCAGGAGGCCAUAUUCACAGCAUACGAUAACGCAAGCAACGGCAACCGAACUCGUGGGGGAAUGAAGAGAGCUUAUGACAUCCUGCAAUCAUUCCAACCGCACUUCCCGGAGUCUCUGUCAUUCAAACAGAUUCGCGCCCUUAUAGCUGCCACGCACGCCCUCUCAUACUACUCUCUAACCCUCCAGCAUGGCGUUCCAUUCCAGCCCGUGAGCAUUCGAGUGCAUCAUGAUCCUCUUCUGUUAAUAGAGAAAGUUCUCGAACAAAACGCAAGAAGCUACACCAAGCUAGAUGACCUCCUCUCUAUUGGGCGCAACCUCGUCGCCGCAGGUGUGCCGGCAAAAGCCGCAACCCACGACACAGAUGAUGACGAGGCCUUUGAUAAUCCAUCAGAGGAGCAAGUCUCACUUACCUCCGAACGCCGCAUCACCAGCCUAGCAAUCAACUCCGCUCUCUCCUCGAACGACUUUGGCACAGCCUACUCCUACAUCCAAACCCGCCUAUCACCCCCAUCGCUCCUCUCACCUCCAUCUUCGACGCCCACCACGCCAGACGAUAUUUCCUGGCGAGCCGUCUACAGCGCAGGUCGCUACCGCUCCACAACACCAGUAAACCCACCGCCAGCUCUAACCACACAAAUCACCCAUCUUUCCCAACGAAUGGAACUCCUCAGCCUGGCCCUCGUCCUCACCCCAUCACCAGACCCUCUCCCCGAGAUUUUGGGCGCCUGGCGCCGCUGCGACGAAGAACUCUCUUCUCUCCGUGCUCGCGAACAGCAAGAAGAAGACCUCUGGGACCGCAAAGGCGAUACUCUCUCGUCUGUACCGGGCGGUUUCGGACCAUCUGAUUCGGAACGCGACGCAUUCGACACCGAACAGCAGCGCGCCGCACGGCGUGCUAGGGCCCGAGCUGCCUUGCCUAAUUCCCAUCGCCAUGAGGCACCUAUGGGUCUCUUUGAGGUUGCACGGGGUGCUGCAAUGGCUCUUCAUAAGAAUGCCUUCCCCUUGCGAGGCAAGGAAGAGGUAGCCAUAAGCGAUGAGCGGCCUUUGUCCCCGGAUAGUGAAGGCCGCGUGAGAAAGAGGGACAUGGUCAGCAAUAUGGUGACGGGUGGUUUGGUCAGUGGUAUUGGAUGGGUAAUUGGUGCACCCGCCAAUAAGUAG